Lipotes vexillifer (Yangtze River dolphin) is the source of this 1630-nucleotide messenger RNA. It is a transcript of the gene NUDT6, whose product is annotated as nudix hydrolase 6. The transcript is spliced from 5 exons. The coding region runs from base 562 to 1356 and encodes 264 amino acids. Lineage: Eukaryota; Metazoa; Chordata; Mammalia; Artiodactyla; Lipotidae. Gene Ontology annotation, molecular function: NADH pyrophosphatase activity; ADP-ribose diphosphatase activity; NAD binding. The record is from RefSeq and is a predicted model, not a curated record.
GUCCGCCUGGGCCACGAGGGCCGGUGAGGAGAUGCUGCAGCUACUGAGAGGGGGCUGCUGGCUUGCGGUGCUGGCGCGGACCCGCUGCACAGUGCUCUUUGCAGGACCCCGCGGGGCCUCGGGCGGCCCGGGUUGCGCUCGGGACGCCACCUCCGGAGCCGGCGAGCUGCGGGGCGAGCUUGACAGAUUCGGGGGCGUCUCCGUGCGCCUGGCGCGGCUGGACGCAAUACACCGCUUGGACCCGGUCGCCUUCCAGAGGUCCUUGCAGGGCAAGUGCGCCUGGUCCGAGGCUCCCCUGCCUUUCUAAGGAAGUAACCGCGGCCCCCAACCCCGAGUCGCGCCUGAGGGAAGGAGAGAGGGCGUGCGUGACCCGCAGCCGUUUUCUGCCUUUCGUUCUUGUGCCCUUGGCUGGGAGGUCUCUGAGGCGGUUGGGUGAAAUGGUGACGAGCUCAGACUUUGGGAUCGGCAGCCCUUGUUUCUGGUCAUCUUUCUAGUGUGUGACCUUGGGCAAGUUCUGUAAACCACCGUUUUCUCAUCUGUAAAACCAGGUAAUAGGAGCUCAUGGGAUGGCUGAGAGAUAAACUGCAUAAUGCAUAUGAAGUGCCUCGCACGGUAUCUGCCACGUAUUUAACGCUCUGUAAAUCUGCAAUACAGAAAUGGAGAUCAGAAGGUAGAGUAGCAGUAUGGCUGCACAUUCCCAUCCUCCAAAGUCGAUUUAUUGCCCCUGCCGCUUCCCUGGGCUUCUGCUUUCACCACGCAGAAUCGGACUCAUCCACGCUGACUCUGUGGCUGGGAGAGGGGCCCAGCAGAUUACCAGGAUAUGCUACACAUCAAGUGGGAGUUGCAGGAGCUGUAUUUGAUGAAAAUACUAGAAAAAUAUUGGUUGUACAAGAUCGAAAUAAAUUGAAAAAUACGUGGAAGUUUCCAGGAGGCCUGUCAGAGCCUGGAGAAGAUAUUGGAGAUACAGCAGUUCGAGAAGUUUUUGAAGAGACUGGUAUAAAGUCAGAAUUCAGGUCCCUCCUGAGUAUUCGGCAACAGCACACCCAUCCUGGAGCUUUUGGAAAGUCAGAUAUGUAUAUUAUCUGCCGCCUAAAGCCAUAUUCAUUCACCAUAAAUUUUUGCCAGCGUGAAUGCUUAAGGUGUGAGUGGAUGGAUCUCAGUGACCUAGUCAAGACUGAAAAUACAACUCCGAUCACCAGCAGAGUUGCUAGGCUGCUGCUGUAUGGAUACAGAGAAGGGUUUGACCAGAUUGAUCUGACCAUGGAAGAACUUCCAGCAGUUUACACAGGCUUGUUCUAUAAAAUCUAUCACAAGGAACUGCCAGACAGUUAUAAAACUAUGACAGGCAUGGAUUAAAUUUAUAUUUACAUGGUUUUAAAAUGUUUAAGUAAAUUGUACCUGUAGAUUAAUGUGUGCCAUGUUAUAAGAAGUAGUGGGCAUUUGGGUUAACUAAAUAUCUGACUUAAAUGUCUAUGAUUUCCAUGAAGAAAACUUGUUUGUACGUAUGCGCAUUUUAAAAGCCUCUUUUCAAAUGAAGCAAAUGUAUGAAAAAGAUUGUAGCUAUAAGUAAGCUUCACUGGAUAAAGGCAAAUUCUAUAUAAAAAGUGGAAGUCUAUGCAUAUUCCAGGAA